This is a messenger RNA of Chenopodium quinoa (quinoa), 2178 nucleotides long. RefSeq lists its product as uncharacterized. The record is from RefSeq and is a predicted model, not a curated record. NCBI's taxonomy places the organism in Eukaryota, Viridiplantae, Streptophyta, Magnoliopsida, Caryophyllales, Amaranthaceae. The transcript has a single exon. The coding region runs from base 1073 to 1912 and encodes 279 amino acids.
UGCACAUCACAACUUGACAUAUAUUGUACUUCGUAUAUGUUAUUUUGUUGGAUUUAAGCCACAUUAAAAAGCACGAAAAGCACUCUUAAAAAAAAUUUAGCACGAGAAGUAGCUAAUGGGUUCAGCCAAUGGUCGAUCCUAAUCAAGCCGAAAAUCCGGCAUACCCUACAAUUGUAAAAGUGCUUCAAUUUGAAGAUGACAUAAAACCAUAAUUCCAUCAAAAAAAAACAAAAACAUAAUAAAGCCAGCCAAGUACACAACAGAAUAGAGGGAAAAAUGGGUCAGUGUGUUUUUUGUCUUGUAACAUUACUUCUAAUCACCCUCCUCGCAUGGGUUAUUCAAUCAAUUUCUUCCCUGCUGUCAACCUUCUGUGAUUACUUAUUAGUGAUUACCAGUUAAUCACCUUUGUUCCCCCUUAAUUUUUUAUUUUCUUACUUGUAUAAACCAUUUUUAUUUUUAUUUUCUGUUAGUUUAGUUUCCUUAAACUUUUUUAAUUUUUAAAAUUAAAUUCUUGCAAGUUUUUGACACACGCUUUUGCUUAACCCAUGUGAGCUGCCUCUUUUUGGACUCAAAUAUUUCCCAAACUUCUGUUCUACAACAUUUUCUCUCUCCUAAAUUUAAAAAGUUGAAUUUUACUCCAAACAUGCAUUGUAUUUGUAGGCUUUUAAGGUAAGAAAAGAUUUUUACUCCUCUUAAACAAAAUUUCCAUAUUAUUCCAAAAUUCCCAAAUUCUUUUUUUCCUUGAACCAAAAAUACCUUCUCAUUCUCGCUGCUCACCCGCCUACAAUAAGCAAUGGGAAUCUUUCAUUAGCUGAAAAGAAAAGCUCUUCUCUUCUUUUUUUUUUUUUUUUUCAUUGAGGCAUUUCAUCGAACAGGUGGUGAAUAUGACAAUCUGAAAGAAAUAGGCUUUCGGUUCACUUUUUUUUUUUCCUGGGAAAGAAAUUAAAAGCUUGAUUCUUUGUACUAAAGAUGUGAUCUUUACACAAAAACAAAGAAUACCCAGUUGAUAAUUCAAUCAAUUCUUCCAUAUUUCUAAGGUGGUGUUGAUUUAUUUGGAGAGAGAAACACAAAGAUGACAAUUUUGAGUGGUUUAGGGAUAGUGUUAAGUAUAGUAUUUGGUUGCUUACUAUUAGCACUUGUUGCAGAGCUUUACUAUCUACUAUGGUGGAAGAAGCAGAGAAUUACGAGCAACACAAACAACAACAGCAGCAACAACAGAAUUCAGCAGGAUUACAGUAAUCAUGCAAAAGAGAUGUUCUACCUCUUUUGUUGGGAUAAACCCACAACAAUCAACAACACAGUUGUAAACCCAAAUUCAAGCAACAACAACGUUGCUGAAAACACUGAAGGAGAUAUUGAAAUGGGUUUAGAAACCCGAAAAGAUCUCCUACUAAAGGCUCUAGGGGAAGAAGGUGUGGACUCAGACAUCGUUCGGUUAGCAGGGCAUCCAAGAUUCUUGUUCACAAUUAAGGAAGAAACAAAGGAAGAUUUAGAGUCUGAAGAUGGGAAAUCAAAGGCUAGUAGAAAAGGAUCAAGAACAAGGAGUUUGAGUGAUUUAAUCAUGGCCAUUGAAACGCAUACACCUUAUAAUAAUCUAAGUCCAAUGUCAUCAUCUUCUCCAAAAUCAAAGUUGCUGUUGUCAACCAAUAAUAAUAACUACAACAACCCGUUGUUUGAAACUUCAGCAACUGUUGUUGAAGCUGAAAUUAAUAGGUUGAGAUCUUCUCCACCUCCUAAGUUUAAGUUUUUGAGAGAUGCUGAGGAGAAAUUGUAUAGAAGGUUGGUUGAAGAAGCACAAAAAAGUGGGAUUUUUCAGGAGGUUAUUUUGGAGAAUUCACUUCCUUCAAAUUACCACUCAGAUGAAGAAGAAGAGAAGGAGAUUCAUUGCACUUCUCAGGUACUUCAAAAAUAACACUCUGUUUGAAUUAUUAGAUCUUGUUAAGAAGAAAUUAGUGAUAGUGUGAAUUACUUAAUUAAUUAAUUAAGCCUUUUUUUUUCUUCCUUUUUAUUUUUGGUUUUUAUUUUUUUGGAGAUUCUGUUUCUUAAUUUAUUAGGAGAAAAAAAAAAAGGAUUCCUGUAAGAUAACCUCCUUGUUAUCCAAUCAAUAUGGAAGAGUUUUGGGAUUUCCUGAAACAGAGAUUCUGAUACUACUGCUAUUUCAGUGUGUUUUUGUUCAAA